AUGCUCCGCAUAUGGAAGCUGUCAGGUGAAGAGCUUGCAGCCGUAAAAGAGGAACGAUUCGGUGGCGAGAGGACAGUGAAAGAGCUGAAGCAUCUUCUUCAGCAGGUUCAUGGUUUCCCUGUAUGUAUGCAGCAACUCGUGCGGGAUGGUUCCACAGUGGAUGAUAUUGCCGAGCUCGAAUUUCCCGAUCAUCUGCAGCUAGUGCUGCUGCCUGCUACCUGUGCUCUUACGCCUACGGUUGAAAGCGCAUUUUACGAUGCAUGUGCCCGCGAACAAGUUGAGGCUGUGCGUUCGAUACUUCAGACUGGCGUCCGUCCUUGCAGAAUGAAAGACACACUCAUGUCUGCAUGCUUGAACAAUCGCGUUGAGAUUGCUCGUUUGAUUGUGGAAGCUGAUUCGACUACCAUGGAUUAUCGAGCAUGGCGGGGUGGCCAAACAGCUUUGCUUGAAGCAGCGCACAAAGGCAACCAUGAGAUCGUGCGUUUACUAUUGGAAGCUGGUGCCAGCAAAGACUUGGCCAAUGACCGCGGGCAGACAGCUCUCAUUCGUUCAUCCGAGAGAGGUCACCUUGAGGUCACACGCAUUCUUCUGAAGGCAGGUGCUGAAAAGGAUAAGAGGGAUACUGACGACAACACGGCUCUCAUGCUUGCAGCCGACAAAGGCCACAUUGAGAUUGUGCGGUUGCUGGUGGCCGCCGGUGCCAACUUGGAUGUGCAGAAUAGGGACUCCAAGAACACAGCGAUCAUACAAGCAUCCAUCAAAGGCCAUGUUGAGAUUGCGCGACUGCUGGUGCAGGCCGGCGCUAAGCUGGACAUUAAAGGCCGUCACCUGUGCAAGCGGCUUCCGGCCCUUGUGUGUGCAACCAUUGAAGGCCACACCGACAUAGUUCGGAUGCUCCUGGACACUGGUGUGAACCUAUGA
Symbiodinium necroappetens is the source of this 921-nucleotide messenger RNA. NCBI's taxonomy places the organism in Eukaryota, Dinophyceae, Suessiales, Symbiodiniaceae. The record is from the annotation of a GenBank genome assembly.